Molecule: messenger RNA, 5201 nt
Organism: Pogoniulus pusillus (Red-fronted tinkerbird)
Lineage: Eukaryota; Metazoa; Chordata; Aves; Piciformes; Lybiidae
Gene: ATE1
Product: arginyltransferase 1
Exons: 12
Coding region: 107-1708 (533 amino acids)
Biological process (GO): protein arginylation
Cellular component (GO): cytoplasm
Molecular function (GO): arginyl-tRNA--protein transferase activity
Source: RefSeq, a predicted model, not a curated record
GGGGGCUGCGGCUGUUUCCGGGAGCCCCGGGGUGCCGGGCGAGGCGGCGGGCAGGCUCCUGUCCUGAGCCCGGCAGCGGGGCAGGGCGAGGGGGGCAGCGGCGGAGAUGGCGGCGGCCUGCACCUCUGCGAGCAUCGUCGAAUACUUCGGCGGGGAGGAUGGCUACCGCUGCGGCUACUGCAAGAGCGAGACCGGCAACCUCUCCCACGGCAUGUGGGCACACUCCAUGACAGUUCAAGAUUACCAGGACCUCAUAGACAGAGGAUGGCGAAGAAGUGGAAAAUAUGUCUACAAACCUAUCAUGAACCAAACGUGUUGUCCUCAAUACACAAUAAGGUGCCAGGCUUUGCAUUUUCAGACCUCCAAAUCUCACAAGAAAGUUCUGAAGAAAAUGUUGAAGUUUCUUUCCAGAGGAGAUGUUUCGAGAUCAGGGACUGGAGAAGAGCCUAUGGAUUCCCAUAUAGAGGAUGUGGUCGCCUGUGAUUUUGCACAUGGAAGUGAACCCCACCUGAGUCAGUCUGAACUGAAUCCCUUGAGUCAGUGGAUCACACAGAACGUGGGUCACACAGAGAAGGUGCAGAAUGAAGAUAAGGACACAGGAGAAACAAAAGAAGAGGUGAAUGUGCCAGAGGUGGACUCGAGCUGUCCUCAGACACGUGUGGAUGAAGACACAGCAGUCCCUGGGGAGCCCUCACACUCGGCUAAAGUUGGCCACACACCACCUAAGCCAGGGAAAGGGGCUGACCUGAGCAAGCCGCCCUGUCGAAAAGCAAAGGACAUCCGGAAAGAGAGGAAACUGCAGAAACUCCUUCAGAACCAGAUGGGCAAAGCUGAAGGCUCUCAACUUCAAGCAGGAGAUCAAGUUUCCCUCUUGCAAAACUCUAAAUCUAAACCAAACCAGCCUAAAAGCAUGGAAGACUUCAUUUUUGUCUCUUUGCCUGAUGAUGCACGACACAAAUUAGAGGUGAGGGUGGUGAGAUCAUCUCCACCAAGUUCACAGUUCAAAGCCACAUUUCAGGAGUCUUACCAGGUCUAUAAACGUUACCAGAUGGUUGUUCACAAGGACCCACCUGAUAAACCAACUAUAAAUCAGUUCACACGGUUCCUCUGUGACUCUCCUCUGGAGGCAGAGAACGCACCAGAUGGACCAGAAUGUGGCUAUGGCUCUUUCCACCAGCAGUACUGGCUGGAUGGGAAGAUAAUUGCUGUUGGUGUAAUUGAUAUCCUGCCCUACUGUGUGUCCUCUGUCUAUCUGUAUUAUGAUCCAGACUACUCCUUCUUGUCUUUGGGAGUCUACUCUGCGUUGCGGGAAAUUGCUUUUACCAGGCAACUUCAUGAAAAAGCUCCUGAGCUCUGUUUUUAUUACAUGGGUUUCUACAUUCAUUCAUGCCCCAAGAUGAGAUACAAGGGUCAGUACAGGCCUUCUGACUUGCUGUGUCCAGAGACAUACGUCUGGAUGCCCAUUGAGCGAUGCCUCCCCCUGCUUGAGCACUCAAAGUACUCUCGCUUCAACCAGGAUGUGAAAGCAGUUGAUGAAGGUGGUGUGAAGGAGCUGGGCAGAGUGAGAGUGCUGCACAAGAGAACCGUGAUGCCUUACAGCGUCUACAAGAAGAGAAGGAAGGGGCCGAGUGACGAAGCCAGUGUCCAGCAGUACGCCAGCUUGGUUGGCCAGGCCUGCUCCGAGAGGAUGCUGCUCUUCAGAAGCUGAAAGAUGAUUAACUGCCAGUUGGAUGGCACUGUUCUGUUGCACUGCCACUGGGUGAUCUGUACUCUAGCUGUGUGUUGGUAUGCCUGCUCCAGUAGCAGUAUGAAAUCCAGGUUCUCUCUCUAGGCUUGUGUGGGUUCGUGGUACUGUGCUUAAAGGCCAACUCCAGUCAAGCUUACAAUGCAGCAAGGCUUUAGCAAUACAAGUUCAGCAAACCACGCUUGCAGUAUAUUCCAAUUCAGUAAUUUUAGCCUUUCUAUGCAUUGGGAAUAACCCUGAGUAUGUCAGCAAGAUGAAAAACAGGUCCUUUCCAAGACAGCAGUUGACUAAAUCUAGGUUAACAAUAAUUCAGUUACAGAUGUUUUCCAGUAGCACCUUGGAUGUCUGUCCCUUAAAACUUGCCAUGGCAUUUGUGCUCGCAUUUGGAUGCUCCUAAACUCCUGCAAGGGAAUGGAGACCUGCUGUCAAGUUUCUAACCUGAAAUCUGGUAUGGUUUCAUCUUUUUUUUCAGCAGUCUGUUUAAAAGCAGGCAGAGAUGACUGUCACUGCCCAUUCUUCAUGGCUUUGAGGCAGUAGGUUAGUGUCUGAGGUCCUGGUGAACACAGGAGCUCCUCAUAGCUUCUUGGUGGCAGGGGAUGCAGUGGAAAACUUGACCCCGUUAGAGGUGAGGCAGGAUAGUUGCACUAUGACUACACCAAAGCUCCAGCCAGGAGGUGUGGUGGGGGUUGGUGUAAGCCUUAUCCUUUGUCUCAGAAAAGGGGAGACUCUAACGCACAUCACUAAGGCGAAGCAGAGCAUUGCAUUGGGAGGUUUGUCCUGUGGCUCUCCACUGCAUCUUGCAGGCUCAGGCUACAGAAGACUUCUAGCUUUGGUUGCACUCUUGUUCUGCAGGUGUGUCUGGGGAGACUUCAGUACCAUACUCCUGUAUUUUUACUGUUUUGUUGAUGGUGCAGCAGCUCACAGAUUAGGUCUUUAGUGACACUCAAGUGCUGUGAUGCUUGCUGAAGGCACUUCACUGAUCAGCCAUGUCAUUAGUCCUUUGUGUCCCUAUCCAGUCACACAGGUUAGAGGAAUGCUUGGAAACAGCACCACUGUAGAAUUCAGUGAUGCAUUACAAGAUCAAAACAAUGCCAUUGCACUCAUGAUCCUUAUCUUCUCGGAUACCAGGAGCUGGUAUUUACCUUCAGUCAACUGCUGGUAAGCUCUAAGGAAAAAUUCUUGUUCAAGAAAAUGUGUGUAGGUGGUGCCCCAGAAAGGAACCAAGUCCAGUUUUUUACUCUUCUGAGAGUUACAUCGUGGCUUGGGCUUGGAUUUUAAACACUUGGCCAAUAUUUUUAGUCAUUGUUUUUUGUUUGGGACAGAUGCAAGAAUUUUGGAAUUCAACUGCAUUGCAAAGUGAACCUUUUGUCUGUCUCUUUUUGGUCACUGGAAUGUUAUUGAUAUAGACUCGAACAAUGAUUUUGUGUUUCACACCUUGAACAAGGAUUUUUCAUUUCACACCUUCACAAUGAUUUUGUGUUUCACAUCUUGAACAAGGAUUUUCUGUUUCACACCUUCAGCAAUGAUUUUGUUUCACAUCUUGAACAAGGAUUUUCUGUUUCACACCUUCAGUAAGGAUUUUGUCUUUCACACCUUGAACAGUGAUUUUGUGUUUCACACUUUCAGCAAUGAUUUUGUCUGUCACACUUUCAGCAGUGAUUUUGUGUUUCACACCUUGAACAAGGAUUUUCUGUUUCACACCUUCAGCAAUGAUUUUGUUUCACAUCUUGAACAAGGAUUUUCUGUUUCACACCUUCAGUAAGGAUUUUGUCUUUCACACCUUGAACAGUGAUUUUGUGUUUCACACUUUCAGCAAUGAUUUUGUCUGUCACACUUUCAGCAGUGAUUUUGUGUUUCACACCUUGAACAAGGAUUUUCUGUUUCACACCUUCAGCAAUGAUUUUGUUUCACAUCUUGAACAAGGAUUUUCUGUUUCACACCUUCAGCAGUGAUUUUGUCUUUCACACCUUCAGCAGUGAUUUUGUCUUUCACACCUUCAGCAGUGAUUUUGUGUUUCACACCUUGAACAGUGAUUUUGUGCUUCACACUUUCAGCAAUGAUUUUGUCUUUCACACCUUCAGCAGUGAUUUUGUGUUUCACACCUUGAACAGUGAUUUUGUGCUUCACACCUUCAGCAAUGAUUUCAUGAUUGGGGUAUGUUGUAUUGAUUUACUUGCAGUCUGCAACAAAAGUGAUGUCUGUCAGCAUUAUAUCUGGUAUGUGUUUGUCUGUUGCCUGGUACUGAGAAGUUCCUGUACAAUCUAGGGUGUCCACGUCUUACCUAAGCCCAUUGCCAUGGGAAACCCACUAAAUACUACUUAGGAGCAUUCUCAUCAAGAGUUCCUUCCUGUGGAGAAAAUGCUCUUUGCCACUCAGUGAAGUGUCAGAAACAUUUUCUGCCUGCCCAGAGUAUUGGAAGGUGGUGAAAACCAAAAUGAAUGAGCAAACCUUUUAACCUGAUACAGAAUCACUUAACAGGCACGGAGGAAUUCCAGUAUGAUUGCAGCACCUUCAAGAUUAUCAGACUCAUUUAAUGAUGCUCCUGGAGAAUUUAAAGGUUCUGUUAAACUGCCACCACUGGGAGUUCUUGAAGACCUUUUGUGCCCACUCCUUGUUACUGCUAAUGCCUUCUAGAUAUGGAUUAGACUCUUGACUGAGGCUCUGUAAGAAGAGUGAGAAUUGAGUACAGCUUGAAGUUGUCAUUAAUGUGACCACUGAAUGACUAUCUCCUGUGGUGCUUUCUCUGUCUGACCUCCACUGGAACUGCAGCACCAUGGCAUGCUGGGCUUCUGACUCUUGCUGACCUCCUGUUGAUAUAUAUAUAUAUAUAUACAUAAAAGCACUGAGACUAACUCAGCAGUUGAGUUAAUCCCCUGUAGUAUGUUGAGCUCAGACUUGCUGCUUUAGUGUUUCAGAAGGAAAUUGGUGCAGUGUCUUCCAGGACUGAUACCUCUACCCCUGCUUUGGAAAUGGAAUAGAGCCCAAAGAUGAAGUUCUGUACAUUUUACCACUGCCUUCAGUGGAGCUGCAAAUUCCUCACUGUUACAAAUGUAUGUGAUGAGAUGCUGACCUGGAGAGGUGCUGAGUUCAGAGGUUAUUUCAUUUAGUACAAACCAUUUUUUAAGCCUGGGUUCUUUAGGUUUUUUGUUGUGUUGUUGUUUGGGUUUUUUUUUUAAUCAUAGUUAAUUUGUGAGAGUUCAUCCCUCAAGUAAACUUGCCUCCUUCUUCUGUCUUCUCUUGAUGAAUGAGCAUAAAAAGGUGGUAAGAAAAUGCAGAGCUGUGACCACUGCUAAAAAGGAAGAUUCUUUGUUUUAGUUGGGAAGGAGCUUCCUCAUUUCCAGCAUCAACUCAUUUCAGUGAAUGCAAAAGAUCCUGCAUGUUGAGUCUGUGGUUGCUUCUCAGCAGGCCUGUUUGACUUGCAAGUAUAGACAAUAAAGUUAUUCCUAGUCUCUGUGAA